AUGGAACCCAUCGAGGUAAAAUUCGGUCACCUUUUUAUAGACGGAGAAGAUCAGUACCUGUUGAUAAAAACUAUAGGAAGUGGAGCAGACGCGAUCGCACAGCUCGUUCUUCAUGUGCAAACAGGUGAGUUGGUCGUCCGUAAGGUAGGGAACGUCCUGUUAAACGAGGAUCAGAUACAUAGGGAAGAUCCUGAACGAGUCCUGUUUGCAUUACAGUCACAGGCUCGCGAACGCGGUGUGCAGCCAAGUAUCUCGCAUCUACAAUCAGCCGACGAGGUACCAACACCACAAAAGCGGGAAGGUCAAGAAUUACUAUACCAUCGUGUCAAGUAUUACGACUAUUACAACGGAGGUACCUUGGAGGAUUUCUGGCACGCUUGCACUACCAAAAACCUUCCGCCGCCGCCAUCUCUGAUAUUGACCAUGGUCCGAGAUCUUAGUCAGGCUCUUGACUUCAUGUACUCGAUGAAGCCCUUUGUCAUUCAUGGAGACCUGCAUUGGGGCAACAUUUUCCUGCACUGGAACGACAAGGAUAUUUCCGCUGGGCCGCGGUUCGUCUUGGGUGAUUUUGGGAGGUCAACAUGGGGCAGAGCAAGAGCAGGUGCCCGCUUCGGCCUAGUCAUGGAUAUACGUCGAGUCUGGCUUGAUGUUUGCGACUUCCUUGACUUCCUUGAUUUUGAGCCGGGCGCAGGCUUGCUACGUCGAGUCUGGCUUGAUGUUUCCGACCUACUUGAUUUUGAGCCGGGCGGAGGCUUGCAGAGAGAACUGAAGCAAUUCCUGGAAAAGAUAAUUGAGCCCGAAUUGAACAGGUUGGCCCACGGCUCAGCCUCACAUUUACCCGAUCUCACACGUCUCCUCGACCUUCUGUCUACUGCACCAGCUGCAAAUCCACCUGAUAUGGGGCACUUCAUGGUUACCCGUGAGUCUCAAAGCACCCUGUCUCCACUUCUAUACGACACACAUCUUGAGGCCCAAACGGCGCGAGGCAUCCACGGACCAUGGCACGUAGGCGAGGUGAGCAUCAACCGAUCUACCAGUAAGCUGUCGGUUAUUAAUGUCAGCCCUGACACAUUCCACCGGCCUCACUUAACAUCUGAAGGAUAUGAAACGGACAGCGAGCAUGAAUGCGCGAAUAUGGUGUAG
Messenger RNA from Diaporthe batatas, 1143 nucleotides. RefSeq lists its product as uncharacterized. The coding region runs from base 1 to 1143 and encodes 380 amino acids. Gene Ontology annotation, molecular function: protein kinase activity; ATP binding. NCBI's taxonomy places the organism in Eukaryota, Fungi, Ascomycota, Sordariomycetes, Diaporthales, Diaporthaceae. The record is from RefSeq and is a predicted model, not a curated record. Gene Ontology annotation, biological process: protein phosphorylation. The transcript has a single exon.